Peniophora sp. CBMAI 1063 is the source of this 2991-nucleotide messenger RNA. Lineage: Eukaryota; Fungi; Basidiomycota; Agaricomycetes; Russulales; Peniophoraceae. The record is from the annotation of a GenBank genome assembly.
AUGUCUCAAGAUAACGCUGCGCACUCCCCUUCUGGCGAUGCACCCGCUUCUGGCCCAACUUACUCGCAAAGCUUGAGCGCUGCCCAAGGAACCGUCGGCUCUGCGUACGCCAUUCCGGCGCUGCCAGGCCAAUCAGCGACAUCGUUGUCCACGUCCUCGAGACAUUCCAACGCUCAUGGCGGGCGGGAUUUGCAGCGCCACAAGGAUUCUCGCCCCGGCGACAUCGUGUAUAAGUGCCCGUGGUGUGGAGAAGGAUUCGCUCUCGCGGAAAUGCUCAAGCAUCACAUCGAUGAGCCGUGCUUGCUCACCCCGCCCGGUGUUAACACGGUUGUCUAUGAACUGCCUGCAGCUCCUGUUUCACGUCAUGGCCGCGUCAAGGAGCUUCGACACGUAGUCGAUCUUCUUUUGGGUCCGUCUCCUGCGCGUGUCGCAAUCCGAGGCUCUUGGGGCAUAGGCAAAACCCACCUCGCUCUUCAGGUAUUACAUGACGUGAGCGUGGCGCAGGAGUACAGAAAUCACCGCUUCUUCGUGUCUUGCGAACAUGAUCGCACAGCUGAGGCGCUCAUCGAGCAUUUGCUGAUGAUAUUCAAUCUGACGCAUGUACCUACCAAUAGAGGAUCACCGCAAGACAUUCUGAUCGAGCAUUUAAUGCUAUUCCCUAAGCUGUUGCUCUGUUUGGACAGCUUUGAAAUGACUUGGGAUGCCGAUAUAGCGGCCACAGAAGCCUUCUUGUAUGCACUCGUGACCAAGAUUGACCGAUUGGCACUUAUCAUCACAGUUCGCGGAACAGUCUACCCCGAACUAGUAUCAUGGACGAACCCGCUGCUUUUUCCACUAGCACCCUUGAGUCAUGACGAGAUGUUGAAAAUUUGGGAUGACAUUCGUUCUGCGCACGAUGAAUAUGCUUCGAACUUGAUUGCGGAUAUGGGUGGAGUCCCUCUUCCUGUAACGAUCCUUGCUCAACUCGCCGAACACGAGUCCUCUGAAAACCUUUAUACGCGGUGGAAAAGAGAGCGUACAUCGAUGCUGAAGAUCCAUGGCGGAGCUUCCCGGUUAACGAAUGUUGAUGCCUCAAUCGAACUCACACUUUGUGGUCCACGUUUCGGGGGCUGUCCACUGGCUGCGGAAAUUUUGCAUCUAAUAUGUAUGCUGCCACAAGGAUUACGCAGAAUCCACAUAGACUGCCAGGAGGAUCUCUGGUUUGAUCGUGCUCAUCCAAACUUUCCUUUCAUUGGGGACACCGAUUUGGCGGUCUCCAUCUUGGAAGACUGCGCAAUUUUAAAGGAUUCUGCCCGGGAUGACGAAUUCCUCGUUGCUACUGCGCUUCUGCGUGACUACGUACUCACCCAUCAACAGAUCUCAUCCGAACUAUGCGGAUUCAUGUUGGACAUAUAUAGACAGCUACCGGCAGUGAGCUUUGAUGAUCAUCCAGACCUUCAGGCCUAUCUACGUGAUAUUAUAUAUCCAGAGAGCGAGAACAUACGCUCCAUACUGAGGCUUUCAAUGACUUGCAAACCGCUUCCCCCGUCCCUCCAGCAGGCACUGGUCUCCGUUGCCUCCCUCUUACAACUCAACCAGGAGGCACAGUUCAUUGAUACUUCCUUCCUUUUGGAGGCUAUAACACUUGCUCGUAGCAGUGGGUUCAGAUGGGCCGAAGCUCACCUACUACAAGCACUAGCGCAGAGCUUAUUUCGAGCGCAAGGUUGCACCAGUGAAGUAGUCUCGGUGUUCACGUCUGCUCUUGAUCUUCAUCGAGAUCUCGGAGACACGACCGGUGUUUAUAAGUGUAUGCUCGCCCUUGGAGGGUUGCAUAUGCAAAUGGGCCGAUUGCAGUGUGCAGAGCAAAUGCUUUCAUCAGCACUCGAGGCAAUCCGCGCCGAUCCUAUAAGAUCGAUGUUUGAUGGAUUCGGCCUCAACUAUGCUCGGAAAGACGAAGCAUAUGCCUUGUGCGGUUUGGGAUGUAUACACAUGCUCCUGAGACGAUUCAGUGAGGCAGAGAAGGAGCUCCAGUCUGCGCUCGCUCUCAAAGGUGUUAUCAAGAAUUGCCAUAAGCUAAUGAAAGAUGCUGACGACGCUCUUGCAAGACUUCGUAUCCUCCGACAGGAUCUUGAAGCCGAGCGUAUGUGCACGAGCGACAUGGAGACUUCAUCAGGUCCCUCCGAUGAGGGUCCCGACACAUCGGACACACAGGCAGACGACCUUUUGCCUCCUGUGCCCCCGUUACCGCAGACAUCUCGACCUCCAAGUCGUUCAUCAGUGAAACCAUCGGAUGCAUAUCCUGCUAGUGGUCAUAGAGGCCCUACAGACCUAUAUUCAGUGCUCAGACAUCUGAUGAUCAAUGCCGACGUCGCUGUUGAAGUGAUCCCGUACGUGUCAACAUACGUGGCGGCCCUGCUUCUGCCGCUUGCGAGCUCUCCCGAGGAACACAAUCGCUUUGUAUCGACAAUCGUGUCCAUCCUGGGAAGAUUCACUUGCUAUCAGCGCCUAUGCGAAGCCGAUCUAGAUGCAAACGGCGAAGGCGACAGUCGGUUUGAUAGCAUCAGGAAGAGCCUCUUGAAGGAAUGGAUGGUUGUCGUGACUAUACUUGCCGCUGUUACUGCGAUUGGUAGCGCAGGCUUCGUAGCCGCCCCAGGCAGCAUCGUUCCAAUCGGCACUCCAGCGCUCUUCUGCCUUAUCGUAUCCGCGAGCGCGGCCGCGCUCGGGUUCGUCGUUUGUGUCGUGUUGCUAUUCCAAUGCUGGAAUAUAGAUGCGGCAAGGUUCAGGAAACUCGCGCUCGGCAUAUAUGAGGAUUACUGCUUUUUCGCGAUAAUGGCCGCCACACCCGCGCUCUCCCUACUUCUGGCUGGACUGUUCGUGGCGCUGUUCGUCCUAAUCGCUGCAUGGAGAGUGUGGCCGGCAGCUGUUGCCGCGUUAGCGGCCGUCUUCACCAUUCUGGUCGGCAUGCAGUACAUCAUUAAGGGCGGGGAGAUCCUGAUAACGCAUGAGCGCUGA